This is a messenger RNA of Prosopis cineraria, 1509 nucleotides long. RefSeq lists its product as uncharacterized. NCBI's taxonomy places the organism in Eukaryota, Viridiplantae, Streptophyta, Magnoliopsida, Fabales, Fabaceae. The coding region runs from base 1 to 1509 and encodes 502 amino acids. Gene Ontology annotation, molecular function: DNA helicase activity. Gene Ontology annotation, biological process: telomere maintenance; DNA repair. The record is from RefSeq and is a predicted model, not a curated record. The transcript has a single exon.
AUGCAAGAAUUAAAUUAUGACAAAGUUGCAUUACAAGAUCAAUCUGAGAGAUUAUUACAAUUAUUGACUGAUGAACAACAAGAGAUCUUCCAAUGUAUCAUUGCCUCUACAUCUUCACAUGUUGGUAACUUUUUCUUUGUAUAUGGUUAUGGAGGUACUGGUAAAACAUUUUUAUGGAAUGCUCUAACUACAACAUUGCGCUCUAAAGGGAAGAUAGUUCUUGCUAUUGCAUCAAGUGCAAUUGCAGCUACUUUGUUACCAUCAGGAAGAACUGCACACUCAAGAUUUGCAAUCCCAAUUGAUAUAAAUGAAGAUUCAGUCUGUAACAUCAGCCAGAGAUCCCCACUUGCAUAUUUGUUGCAACAAACAGAAUUAAUCAUUUGGGAUGAAGCUCCAAUGAUACGUCGCCAUUGUAUAGAAGCAUUUGAUCGCUCACUCAAAGAUAUAAUGCAUUGUGAUCUACCAUUUGGAGGGAAGUCUAUAGUCAUGGGAGGUGAUUUUCGUCAAAUUCUACCUGUAAUUCCUAAAGGUAGCAGGGCAGAUAUUGUCAAUGCAUCCAUAAGUUCUUCGUACUUGUGGAGUUAUUGCAAAAUAUAUAAAUUGAUGAAGAACAUGCGGUUGACAUCAUCUUCAUCCUCUUCUGAUCGUGAAAAAAUAGAGAAAUUCUCACAAUGGUUACUAGAUAUUGGAGAUGGCAGGGUUGGAGAAUCAAAUGAUGGCAUUGUAGAUAUUGAAAUUCCAUCAGAGAUAUUGAUUACUUCAUACAAGGAUCCUUUGGUUGCAAUUGUGUCAUCUACAUACCCAGACUUAUUGGAUAAUUUGUCCAACACAGCAUAUUUCAAUGAUCGGGCAAUCCUUGCACCAACUCUUGAGUGCGUUAACCAGAUAAAUGAAUUCAUGUGUGGUAUUUUGCCUGGUGAAUCGGUAGAAUAUUUCAGUUGUGAUUCUGUUUGCAGAUCAUCACAAGAAAGUGACUCAUUCGAGGAUCUUUACACUACUGAGUUCCUUAACACAAUUAAUAGUUCUGGUCUACCUCCUCAUAAACUUACACUCAAGAUUGGUGCACCGGUAAUGCUUCUCAGGAAUGUUGACCAAGCGUCGGGAUUAUGUAACGGUACAAGAUUGCGAAUCACAAAGCUUGGAAAAUGUGUAAUUGAAGCAGUGACACUUAAUGGUUCAAGCCCAAAUCAAAAGGUUCUUAUACAUAGGAUGGAUAUGAAUCCUUCUGAAAAUAGAUGGCCUUUCCGCAUGCAAAGAAGACAGUUCCCAAUCAUUCUUUCGUUUGCAAUGACAAUAAACAAAAGUCAAGGCCAAUCAUUGUACAAUGUUGGUCUUUAUCUGCCAAGACCAAUUUUCACACACGGCCAACUGUAUGUUGCACUUUCUAGAGUCAGAAGCAUAAAUGGGUUGAGAAUAUUGAUUCAUGACAUUGAUAAACAAGCUAAGUCAACCACUACCAAUGUGGUCUUUUAUGAGAUCUUUCAAAACCUUCAAGCUAUAAAUGCAUGA